Molecule: messenger RNA, 2663 nt
Organism: Acanthaster planci (crown-of-thorns starfish)
Lineage: Eukaryota; Metazoa; Echinodermata; Asteroidea; Valvatida; Acanthasteridae
Source: RefSeq, a predicted model, not a curated record
UGAAUGAAUGAAUGAAUGAAUGGCAGGUUGAAAGCGCAGCUUAGUCCAGAGUUGGCGAGUUUUGAUUACACAGCAUUUAACUUUGUUUGAAAAGCCAUUUGAAAAAAUUGUUCAAUUUGACUAGCAUGAUGGAGGAUUCGCUAGUACGUCUGACAUUGAGCUUGGUUUUCUUGAGCACAAUUUAUGAUGCGGCUACUGCACAAGUUGAUGCUAGACGUGGUGACACUGAUGUUGAGGGGUUAGGCGUUGCACCGGGCACCACACCUCACCCUGAGACCGAAAUACAGCUUGAUUAUGACCAGUUUGUCUACAAUCCACAUAUAGUAAUCAACCCGCCCAAGUUCAGUACUCCUUUGGUCCCUAAAGCCUGCUGCAACUGUUCAACUUUCCGAGAAAUUGUCUCCGCUGAGACAGCCAGGCUUGAAGAGACGUACCGCCGUCUUCGGGAUGACACCAGGAUCCAACUACAACAACUUCAAGCAGCAAUGACGGAUCUUGCUGAUAUUCUUAGGAGUUUGCCAGAAACGAAUAUAACACCCCCGUCACUUCUUCCGCAGUCUUUGGAUCACACCAAGACAACAGCAUCAGAAAUGGAACACACAACAUCUACCACAGUCUGGGAAACAACAACUCAACCACCGCCACCACCAGUCACUACAUUACCCAAACGAGUUACGACAUCUCAGACGACAACAUCACCAAGAAAAGCACAAACAACGAAGGCAACAUCAAAACCAACAACUCAACCAGAACCGACAACAUCGUCUACUGCUUCAACUUCAAAAGCAACAACUGUGGCCAUUUUCAAGGAUUGUUCUGAUGCCUUAGCUAUGGGUGUGACAAGUAGUGGCGUUUACAAAGUGAAGCCCCUAGACGGCGGAGCAGACAUUGAGGUGUACUGCGAUAUGAACACUGACGGCGGUGGAUGGACGGUGUUUCAGCGUCGUAAGGACGGCUCAGUUGAUUUCUACCGCGACUUUGAUAGUUAUCGCCAAGGCUUCGGUGAUGUAGACGGUGAGUUCUGGCUGGGUAAUGAUAAUCUACAUCGACUGACCUCUCAAGAUGACUACAUACUACGAGUUGAUCUCACAGACUUCCAGGGCAACUCUGUUUAUGCUGUCUACAGUUCGUUCCGUGUUGCCGACUUGAGUGACAACUAUCGGUUAACUUUGGGCCAGUAUUCAGGAACAGCUGGUGAUUCACUGACCCGUCACAGCAAUAAACCAUUCACAACCAAAGAUCGGGACAACGAUGAGUUCUUAACUGGAAACUGUGCUAGAGUCUACCAUGGGGCUUGGUGGUACGAGCGUUGUCAUCAGUCUAACCUGAAUGGUAAUUACCUUGGAGGACCCAACAAUAGAUACGCACAGGGAGUUGUCUGGAGACGUUGGAAAGGAUACAAUUACUCCCUCAAGACGUCUGAGAUGAAAUUCAGAAAGAAAACAAAUUAAAGGCCAUGAUUAAUUAACAGCUGGCAUUAUUGCAUGUGUUUAAGUGCUGCACUGUGCUUCUAGUGUAAGGAAGUUGUUCAAGUGGCUACCCUAUAUAGAACCGAUUUCGUUGCAUUGCUAACAGAUCACUCGUCAUCUUCAACAGGAUUGCCGUGAACGUUGCGCUCACACGAAGAGCAUACUCAUUUUUAGAGGUCGUGUUUUCUUAAAGAAAAUGGAAACAGCAGAAAUCUUUACUUAGAAUCAAUAAACAAACAUACAAAAUGAUAGCUUCUGUAUAUUGUCGCAACUAUUCUUCGUAACAUUUUCUAGGCUUGGAUAAACCACUGAGAUUGAUCACUGCUUAACUUAACGAAGAAUGAGUGACAUCGGUAGAAUGUAUUUUAAUCAUCAAUACAUAAUCAAAUCAUUUGUAAAUAGUUUUGUUUCUUUAUCUCUUGAAGUAUUGUUUUGUGUAAAAAUUAUCCGCUUUUGAACAAAUUGAUCAUUCUCACUUUUGAUCGUAGUGUAAAUUUUGCCUCUUUCAAAUUCUUAAAAUUGAGAUUUAGAUUGAAAAGUUUAAUUUAGAUUUAGAUUGAAACGUUUAAAAUCACAAGACAAAUCAUUCCAUUUUAGAACAUGGGGAGGACUAUUUCGCUGUUUUAGGGCUUUAAUCAGAAUGUAAGCAGAGAUUAAAUUGUAUGCGAUAUCACCUCUGCUAAUAAGUUGUGUUUAAUACUGGAUCAUUACUACUACUAAUUAAUUAAUUAAUUAAUUAAUUGAUUGAUACUUGAUCAAUUAUUAUUGAGGGAGAGAGCGCUAACUGCAGUUGCUUACUUUACAGCAACCUUGCAUACUUAACUCUCACGUUCCCAAUGGUGACAGAUGGCAACCAAAGGUAACCUAAAUUCGAUGGAUUUUUACAUUGUUUGUCCCUGAAUGAGGAAGCACAUAGAGCGUGUUUCCAUGGUUUUGUUUAAUGUCACAGCUCUCAAUUUACCACGCAGAAUCAUGCGUAAAACUCCCACAAAAGGGCACUUUAAACAGCUAGUCCUCGCAAAAACAUUGUGUGAUCUUUUCUCAAUAGAACUAUAAACGCUCUGUGCAAAUUAUUAUUAGCAGCGUAUUUUUAUUGAGCUAGUUUCUCACUGGUAUACUUUCUCUCAAGUUUCCACAAAUCCCAAUAUAUGAGAACGUAUCUCCUGAAUAAAUUUGAUUCGGUUGUUCUCUCAA